AUGACAGUCUCGCCGGCGGGUACGAAAGCUGGCUCUGACCGUGGCGGUGUUGUGAACCAAGUCCCGUCGGGGAAAUCGCUAGAAUUGCCGGAUGUGAAUGCCAACAAUAUGCCACCUAGAAUUCAACCAUCGACCGCUCGGAAGAGUAGCACAGGCGGAUCCCAUGACUGUGACACUCUGAGCAGUUAUCUCAACCCAUCACAGAAGUCCCCGAUACCUCCACGAGAACGCUCUUUGCUGAGACGAUUUUCGUUACUCCCUCAACCUGUUGAACCUAUAUGUCUGCAUAGGCACUCAUUAGCCGUCGAGCCAGUCAGAAACCUCAAUCACAAAUUCUCGUCACCCCGCGGACAGCUAAACCAAAUCCACACAACCAGCCGUCACUCGCUCCAUCGACCCAUUCUUUCUUCUCCCUUGACGGAGGUUGCUUUUUCAAGCACCAAUACAUCCUCCACGUCUCUGACAAAGUGCGAUUCGGACAUGCCGGAGCGGCCCAAGUUCAAACCCUCCCGCAUUUCUUCGUCCCCAGACAUUCCUUCCACGGUCGAAGCCAUAUACAGGCCACGUGGUAGCCGCGCAUCCAGUUACACAAGUCCUCGGAGACCGAGUUCUAUUAACUCUCUUGCAUCUUCGUCGUCAACCCUCGAUGUCGCUUCGCCCCCCGAAUCUUCUGCGGCAGCUGCUCCCCAACCUCGCCCGCGACCGCGACCGCGACCACGACCCAGCACUCACCGCACUCGUUACUCUUACACAAAUAAUCCAUAUCUCACGCACCCUCAAUCGAACAAACGACCAAUAUGGUCGCCGAAUCAUAAGCCUUUCUAUGACAGAUACCCGCCAUCGCCGAGUCCAAGAUUAUCUACGUCGCUAUACAGGAACAGUUCUCAAUCAUUAGGCUCGCGUCCUCCGUCAUUUCACCCAAUUCCACCAGCACUCGGCCCUAUCCGGCGUUCUCACUCUCUUAAUUCCUCUAAUGCCUCUCUCCAACCCGCGACUAAUUCCAGCCAGCGCCCUAGUUCCCAUGCAACACCAGCGAAGGCCAAGGAACCACUUACUGCUGAUCAGCACUGGAAUUUGGCACACGCUUUCGCUUUCACACCCAGGUUUAGCAGGCUUGGACUAAAGGGUGAAGGUGUAAUAUUACCUAUCCAUGCAAAAGACUUCCGCAAGGCGAGGCGCAAUACAUCGAUGAAGUCGAACGAAAACAGCAAUCCGGCUUCCGGUGAAGCUCGUACCGUUCGAGAAUCCAUUCCUCCACGGCCGUCGUCAGCACCUCCAUCAGCACCUCCCGUUGCAGCAGUUCCUCCCACAACCGCCUCUCCACCUCGCAAACCGGGGCCUAAUAAGCUUCGAAAGUCUCGCCCUCCCUCGUUGUCUCGCCCAGCAACCCCACGUAAUCCCUCGAUUCCACAAACGAAUGCCAAUGCCAAGGUCCCUGUGAAGCGCGCCGUUAGCCAGAAAGUAAAUAAGUCCGAAGUACAACCAGGAGAUGUUCGUCGAUCGCAGUCACUCAGCGUCUCCGGCACCUCCCGUCGGCCCACUUCAAAUUAUAACCAGCGACAUAGAUCACAUUCUGGGACUUCGACACCGGUGAAGAGAAAGGAACCACUUACUGCUGACGAGCACUGGAAUUUGGCGCAUGCAUUCGCUUUCACACCUAGAUUCUCAAGGCUCGAGCUGGAGGCUGAAGGUGUAAUAAUGCCCAUCCAUGCGAGAGACUUCCGCAGGGGCAGGCGCAAUACAAUCUCGAACGGACACCCAAGUCGUACCGUACGACAGCCCACCCCUUCAAGGCCGCAACCCAUGCCGCAACCAGUGGCUCCUCCUGUUACAGUACCUCUCUCCCCCGUCGCUCCUCUAGCGCGCAAAGCAGGUCCCAAUAAGCUACGGAAGUCUCGACCGCCUUCGCUAGCGGGGUCGGCAACCUCGCGUGAACCCUCGAUUCUACUCACCAAUAUGGUCGCCAAGGACACCGUCAAGGGCGCCACCGAGACUCAAGACGAGGAAGUAACAAGGCCUGAAGUUACAGAGUUGCGAACAGAGAAGGAUACCCCAGACUAUUUGGUCCAGAAUUCCGCUUCCUGCCCCUCCAUCAGAGUUUUCUCUGCUGACGACCGACGAGACUCUGUAGUGUCUUCUGAUGGAGCUUCGUCUUACUUUACCACUCCUUCUGGCUCCUCGUCUCUCUUCCAAUCGUCGUCUCGGUCAAGCUCAUCUUCGGUGCUGGAAUUUACGACAAGAACGCCUGACUCUCUUGCUAUUGAAGAGGUCGUUGCGGUACCAAACGAUGAGCUAUCUCUCAAUACACUGACACCUCCACCUACUACAAGGACGCCUGAUUCUCUGGCUGUCGAGGAAGACGUUGCUCUAUCAAACGAUGAACUAUCCCCGCCACCAGCGCCUCCACUCUCCGAACAAUCUCCCUCUCCGCCAGCGUCACUAUCCUUGGUCCGAUUAUUGGCUUCUCCCAUUCCUCCACCGCGUGCUUUAUCCCAGCGCGAUUCUGCUCCUCCAUCUCCCCUCGUCGAUCUUCCCUCCCUGCGUUCACUUCCUAGCAUUCCUGGCGUCAACGAUACCCUUGAUGCAGAUAGAAAAGUAACGCCACAAGCAGAUGCAAACAAAACUGGGUUGAUGCGGCGGUUCACUCUUAGGUUGAAGUCCUUGAAGCGGAAUAAUGCGGCUCGGGAGAAGGUCCGCCCGAACCAGGGCUCGGAGCAAAGCGAUCGUAAGGUUGAUCCCGAGUUGCCAAUGGUCAUUCGGCCGCCGUCCAGCAGGAAGUUGAGGAAGAAGCGACGCCCGACUCCCUCAGUUUUGGCGCAUUGA
Pleurotus ostreatus (oyster mushroom) is the source of this 2823-nucleotide messenger RNA. RefSeq lists its product as uncharacterized. The record is from RefSeq and is a predicted model, not a curated record. The transcript has 3 exons. Lineage: Eukaryota; Fungi; Basidiomycota; Agaricomycetes; Agaricales; Pleurotaceae. Bases 1 to 2823 code for a protein of 940 amino acids.